AUGAAUAAAAUUAAUAGACUGUCCCAUAACACUGAGAUAAGAAAUGCUAUUUAUUCUGGAGUUGGCAUUGGGAUCUCAGGCAACAGCUUCCUUCUUCUCUUCCACAUCCUCAAGUACAUUCGUGGGCAGAGGUCCAGACCUAUUGACCUGCCCAUUGGUCUCUUGUCCCUAAUCCACCUGCUGAUGCUGAUAGUCAUGAGUUUAGUAGCUACGGACAUCUUUAUGCCAUGGGGGAGAUGGGGUGACACCACAUGCAAAUGUGUUAUAUCCUUGUACAGGCUUUGUAGGAGUCUCUCUCUUUGUGCCACCAGCCUGCUCAGCAUCCUCCAGGCUGUCACCCUCAGUCCCAGAAACUCCUGCCUAGAAAAACUCAAGCNUAAAUCUCCACACUACAUGCUAGGUUGUCUUCUUUUCCUGAGUGUCUUCUAUACGUUCAUUAGCAGUCCCCUUGCCACAUACAUAACAGCGAAGUCUAAUUUGACCUCACCUAGCUUUACAUAUAUCACUACAUCGUGCUCUCUGGCACCCAUGAGUUAC
Molecule: messenger RNA, 537 nt
Organism: Mus caroli (Ryukyu mouse)
Lineage: Eukaryota; Metazoa; Chordata; Mammalia; Rodentia; Muridae
Product: vomeronasal type-1 receptor 54
Biological process (GO): G protein-coupled receptor signaling pathway
Cellular component (GO): membrane
Molecular function (GO): pheromone receptor activity
Source: RefSeq, a predicted model, not a curated record